Messenger RNA from Heterobasidion irregulare TC 32-1, 1317 nucleotides. RefSeq names its product putative pheromone receptor. NCBI's taxonomy places the organism in Eukaryota, Fungi, Basidiomycota, Agaricomycetes, Russulales, Bondarzewiaceae. Gene Ontology annotation, molecular function: mating-type alpha-factor pheromone receptor activity. The record is from RefSeq and is a predicted model, not a curated record. Gene Ontology annotation, biological process: G protein-coupled receptor signaling pathway. Gene Ontology annotation, cellular component: membrane. The transcript has 6 exons. The coding region runs from base 1 to 1317 and encodes 438 amino acids.
AUGGGAGCUCCACCGAACGAGGUCUUUACAGCGUUUGCCUUCGUGGGUUUCGCCAUGUGCACUAUACCGUUUUAUUGGCACCUGGAAGCCUGGAAUACAGGAACUUGCUUGUACAUGGCUUGGACCGGAGUGGCGUGUCUCAACCAGUUCAUUAACUCGAUCGUCUGGCAUCACAAUGCGAUUAACUGGGCUCCGGUAUGGUGUGAUAUCUCGGCCCGAAUCAUCAUCGGCUCCAGUGUCGCUAUUCCUGCUGCCUCACUCUGUAUCAACCGCCGCCUCUACAAAAUCGCGACCAUUAAGUCGGUCAUGAUAACCAAAGCCGAGAAACGUCGCGGUGUCAUGAUUGAUCUCGCCAUCGGUGUUGGCAUCCCCGUCCUUGAUAUGAUUUUGCAAUAUGUCGUUCAGGGUCAUCGCUUCAACAUCCUCGAGGAUGUCGGCUGCUACCCAGCCACGUAUAACACACCUCCAGCCUAUGCAUUAGUUUUUUGUUGGCCGCUGGCAAUUGGAGUAGUCUCAUUUGUCUAUUGCAGUCUCACAAUCCGGCAAUUCUGGAAGCGGAGACGACAAUUCAACGACGUCCUUUCCUCUAGUCGCAACCUGAAUCAGAGUCGCUAUUUCCGUCUGAUGGCUUUAGCCGGCAUCGAGCUACUAGGAACCAUACCUUUGGCGUCGUAUUCUAUCUAUCUCAACGUUACAACCAAUCAAAUUCAAGAGUGGAAGGGUUGGGCAGACACACACUCAAAUUUCUCUCGUGUACAGCAAAUUCCUGCCGUUCUAUGGCGCCUCAAUCGCCAAGAAAUGAUUUCAGUGGAACUUAGUCGAUGGCUCCUGGUCCUCUGUGCUUUUAUAUUUUUCUUUUUCUUUGGCUUCGCAGACGAGGCGCGCAAGCACUACCGUCUGGCUUAUACUUCUCUCGCCAGCCGACUCGGCGUGUCCACCAUCUCUAGCUCGACAGUGUCAUCAGACUUCAGCUCAUCGAAAUACCCUCGGAUGUCCAACCUGCCAGCUUUCACAUCCUCCGAUCUUUCUCGUAUCAAGCGUGAAUCUCUUCUUUCGUCCUCGGAUAAAUUAUCAACUUCAAUCUCUAUUGGCGAGUUUGGUAUCAUUCAGGAGAAAGCAUCUCCAUAUUCCCCCACAGACUCGACAGCGUCGUCGUCACUUGAUUCCCUUGAUCGAUUUGCGCGGAGGUCGUCUUCUUUCAAUCCUCACCAUGUCAUCGCUCCUUUAGAGCCGUCGCUCGACAUCACAGCCGUGUCUCGUUAUUCCCCCGAAGCGCCCCCACCACCGCCGCGACGUGCAUCAAUCGAGACCGUCUGA